Molecule: messenger RNA, 561 nt
Organism: Anisakis simplex (herring worm)
Lineage: Eukaryota; Metazoa; Nematoda; Chromadorea; Rhabditida; Anisakidae
Source: the annotation of a GenBank genome assembly
AUGCGAAUUAUUUGUGGACAGUUAUUAUUUAAAACGGGUGAGGUGUUCGUGUUGGAGAGUAAUUAUGCCGAUAAUGAACAACAGCGAAAUGAUGUUGCGCACUUGCUGGACGCAAUUCGCCAUGAAGUACCGUCGAUAUUGAUGGAGAAAUUUUCGAUGAAACUUAUCGAGUUUCCGCUUCCAGCUGAGAAAGAUUCUGAAUGUGAUAAGCUGAAAAGCGAAUUUGUGCUAGCAACUGAUGAUUUGUCAACGAAUACAACCGGUUUGGUUGUCUUGAUCGAAGGUUUCGGUACUGCUGGACAGUGGGAUCCUAUGUUAGUGCUAAGUGAAGGUCUUGAGCAGGGCUCUCAGAUCUCAUCAGUUUCGAAGUGCAUUCAAAACGGCUGGUCCGUAUUUAUCUUGCACGCAAGUUGCUUAUGUUCAACAGAUGUCAACACUAACGAUGGCUCAGCGAAUGGUGAAAAAUUAUUGGAAAAUGUGAGAAACGGUCAUCACAACGCAGAUAUUUUCAGUGGAUAUAGUAGAGCUUGUUUGCAUUCUUGUGUUAGUUUCACGUUGUAA